AUGCGUGAUCAGUUCCAGGGUUCGCUGUUCUAUACGACGUACAAGGGCGACGCGGCGGUCGAAUUCCUGAACGAAAUGAAUAUUGACGCCAUGGCGGUCGGCAAUCACGAAUUCGACGAUGGCCCGGAGGGUCUCGCCAAUUUCAUCGGCAAGGCGACGUUUCCGAUCAUUUCCGGAAAUAUCGAGGUCAGCGCCGAGCCGCUGCUGAAAGGUAAGGUUCCCGGCAUCGUCAUCCUGGAAAGGGGUAGCGAAAAAUCCAGUAUCGUGUCCGCGCUGGCGAACACGGCUGCCGGCGUCAACAAGAUCAGUGCAGUCACUCACAUGGGCUUGCCACGGGAUAUGGAAAUUGCCGCGGCCGUUCCCGGAAUUGACGUGAUCGUCGGAGGCAAGGAAGUGCCCAUCGUUCAGGCGUAUGCCUACGGAAAGUUCCUUGGCGAACUUGAUGUCACCUGGGACGAUGACGGCAAUCUCCUCAAGGCCGAGGGCGAACCGAUUCUGCUGGAUGCGUCCGUGACACCGGAUGAAGGCUUCGCGGCCCGGGUUGCAGAACUGGCUGCGCCGAUCGAGGAACUGAAGGGCAAGGUCAUCGGAUCCAGUGAAGAUGUCAUCGACGGUGACCGCGGCUCCUGCCGCGCUGGCGAGUGCCAGAUGGGCAAUCUCGUUGCCGACGCCAUGCUUGACCGUGUCAUGGACCAGGGUGUCCAGAUCGCAAUCCAGAACGGUGGCGGUUUGCGCGCCUCCAUUGAUGGCGGUGAAGUCACCAUGGGUGAAGUCCUGACGGUCCUGCCGUUCCAGAACACCCUGUCCACUUUUCAGCUCAAGGGAGCGGACGUCGUAACGGCGCUGGAAAACGGUGUCUCCCAGGUCGAGGAUGGCGCGGGUCGCUUCCCUCAGGUUGCCGGUCUGAAAUACUCGUGGACGCGCAAGAAGGAUCCUGGCGCCGGGCGUGUCCUCGUUGUCGAAGUCAUGGAAGACGGUAAUUGGGUGCCGCUUGAUCCGGACAAGGUCUAUGGUGUUGUCUCCAACAACUACAUGCGCGGUGGCGGUGACGGCUACAAGGUUUUUGCCGAAAGCGGCAUGAAUGCAUAUGACUUCGGGCCCGGACUGGAGGCGGUGGUUGCCGACUACCUCGCAGCGCGCAACGACUAUGCGCCCUACACCGAUGGCAGGAUCACCGAACAGUAA
Messenger RNA from Effrenium voratum, 1185 nucleotides. The record is from the annotation of a GenBank genome assembly. NCBI's taxonomy places the organism in Eukaryota, Dinophyceae, Suessiales, Symbiodiniaceae.